AUUGUCGUCAUUGAUAUAGAUGUGUAUGUGAAGUUGCCUACAACAUCACAUUUCCAACCUCAUUUAGUUGUCAAACCAUAUGUAAUGUCUUUAAUCAGUUAAAAAUCAACAUUUUCAAAUUACAUCAUUUCACCACCAAAAAUCAACCAAAUUACAGCAAUAGGUCAAUAGAAUUAUGCAGAAAAUCUACAAAUGCAUAAGCUACCACAGAGGUAAAAUCAUUCAGCUGCAAUGCUGUUUUCAUCACAAACAACAUUCGCUUACAAAGCAAAUCAUCCUUGGAAGUUACAACAACUACCAGCAGCAUAAAAAUGAACACAAAAGUUUCUUUGACUGGCUGAAAAGUUUCAAGCAGAAGUUUUAUUCAGUUGCAUUUUUCACUGGUGCUGUGUCAUUGUCAGCACUUACAAUAAAUUGUGAUGCAUUGAUCAACAACACCAAUCAUUUCGAGAAGAGAUUCUUUAGGUCAGUUCAAUAUGGAAUUGAACAAGAAGUAAAAAGAAUGUUAGUCUCAAAUCAAAUAGAUGUAAAUGCAAGGCACACACUUGGAUGGACAGCAUUAAUGGUGGCAGCUGUGAAUGGUAGGACUGAUAUUUGUAAAUUAUUGUUAGCCAAAGGAGCUGAUCCAAAUUUAGGUGAUAUGUACAAAAGUCCACAGAAGGUAGCACAUGAGUUAGGACUUCAUGUACUAGAAGUUUUGCUUAUGAGAGAUGAAGAGUUCUGUAAUAAAUUAAACAACAAAGCAACUUUUCUUGGUUUCACACCUUUGCAUUAUGCUGUGCUUGCUGAUAAUUAUGAAACAGUGAGGAUUUUGCUUGAAGCAGGCGCAAAUCCUUUGCAGGAGAAUGAUUCUGGUCACAGAGCUAUUGAUUAUGCAAAAGAUGGACCUAUCAAGAAGGUUUUACAGGACUAUACAGCAAAGUUUGAUGCAAAAAAACAAAAAGAACUUGAGGAACGACGAAGAUUUCCGCUUGAACAGAGAAUCAAACAGUUUAUUGUUGGACAGGAAGGUGCAAUCACAACAGUGGCUGCUUGUGUAAGAAGAAAAGAAAAUGGAUGGGCAGAUGAUGAUCAUCCGCUUGUAUUUCUAUUCUUGGGUUCUUCUGGCAUUGGUAAAACAGAACUAGCCAAACAACUCGCAUCAUAUAUUCACAAAGAUAAUCCAAAGUCAUUUAUACGUCUCGAUAUGUCUGAAUACCAAGAAAAACACGAAGUAGCCAAGUUAAUUGGAGCGCCACCUGGGUACAUUGGUCAUGAGGAAGGUGGGCAGUUAACAAAAAAGCUGAAGAAAUGCCCGGAUGCUGUGGUUUUGUUUGAUGAAGUAGACAAAGCGCAUCCUGAUGUUUUAACGGUUUUGCUGCAGUUAUUCGACGAAGGACGCUUAACUGACGGACAGGGUAAAACAAUCGAAUGCAAGAAUGCUAUUUUUAUUAUGACUUCUAACUUGGCAAGUAAUGAAAUUGCUCAGCAUGGUUUGGAAAUUCGCAAGGAAGUGGAAAUUAUAAAGAAAGAACGUUUACAAAAGAAAGAAACCGCGGCUGAGUGUAUAACAAUCUCAAGAAAGUUCAAAGACAAUGUGGUGAAACCAAUUCUACAGCGACAUUUUAAACGCGAUGAAUUGGGUCGAAUUAACGAAAUUGUUUACUUUUUGCCAUUCUCCCGUAGCGAAUUAUACGAAUUAGUCGAUAGAGAGCUGCAACUGUGGGCAAAACGAGCGCAGGACAAGCAUAAGAUUAUCCUGAAAUGGGACGGAAGCGUUAAGUCUGCUUUAGCAGACGGUUAUGACGUAAAUUACGGGGCAAGAUCUAUUAAAUAUGAAGUGGAGCGCAGAGUCGUUAAUCAAUUGGCGUUAGCGCAUGAAAAUGGAGUUAUUGACUGUGAUUGCACCGUUAAGGUGUCCGCGAUUACUUUGGAGAAUAAUCCUGAGACACCAAGGAUUAAAAUCAGCGUGCAGAGGAAAGGAGUGAAGGAUUUUGUUGAUUUGGAUGCAGGAGAGAGUCCUAUUAAGAGAACUGGAGGAAUAUUUGGCCGGUAAAAUAAGAGUGAUUACGGUUGCAUAACUUUCGAUGAUGCUAACCUCAAAAACUAGUAAAAAUUAACGAACAAAAGAGAAUAAAGCAAUUUUGAAUACGAA
Messenger RNA from Dalotia coriaria, 2134 nucleotides. Its product is annotated as mitochondrial disaggregase-like. Gene Ontology annotation, biological process: cellular response to heat. Gene Ontology annotation, cellular component: mitochondrion; cytoplasm. Gene Ontology annotation, molecular function: ATP hydrolysis activity; protein binding; ATP binding. Lineage: Eukaryota; Metazoa; Arthropoda; Insecta; Coleoptera; Staphylinidae. The record is from RefSeq and is a predicted model, not a curated record.